GAGACGGACGAGGCUGAGGUACGAGGGGCCCUGGAAGUUUUCUCGUCCCGGAGUGUAUCCGAGGAACCAGUUGAGGAAAGCAAUGUGGAAGGUGUACACCAUGUAACGCGACUGGAUGCGUUUCAGAAUGUGAAUAACUGUUUAACGAACAUGGGGGAGAGGGAGGGCGAGGAGGAGGAGGACGAGAAUGAGGACGACGAAAGAAGCGAGGACGAGCAUGAGGACACAAGCGAGGACGAUGACGACGAUGACGUUGAGGCACAGGAGCAGACGACCGAGUCUCAUGACGUGCAAGAGAAGGAGGGGCUUGUCUCUGCUGUCACCAGCACGUCCUCCCUCGGCCCGCUGGACUUGCAAAGUUGCGACAGUGAGAGCGUGGAAUCAGCCCGAGCGAGUCAGGAAGAAGGACUUCACAUCUCCAUGGAGCCGUUGCCCCGGUCGAUCAGCAUCCCGAGGGAGGUUGGCUCAGGGAGGGGAGGGAAGGUGGAAGGAGAGCAGGAAGGGGAGAGGGACUCGACGGUAAAGACUGCUGCUGCUUUGCCACAGCAGCAGCAGCAGCAGCAGCAGCAGCAGCAGCAGCAGCAGCGGGAGGAAGCGGAAGAGGAUAGCAGAGCCAAUAUUGUACAGGCGAUGUACAAGACCGUCCCGGAUGUGGUAACGAGGACGGAGGUGGCUGCGCCUGCCCCAGCCGGUGUGAAGGAGGGGAAGGUCAGCUCGUACCCUGCUGGGGAGGAGGAGACGCUGCGAGGGAAGAACAAAUGUUGCAGCAUCAUGUGACAACAUGUGAGAUAUUGUUGAAGUUGUACUUGUAGUAGAGUUUGACAAGUG
Molecule: messenger RNA, 828 nt
Organism: Guillardia theta CCMP2712
Lineage: Eukaryota; Cryptophyceae; Pyrenomonadales; Geminigeraceae
Exons: 2
Coding region: 151-777 (208 amino acids)
Source: RefSeq, a predicted model, not a curated record